UUGGAAUGUUUUAAGCGAUAGAAAAUGGAAGAACUUUCAGUGAAAAGCAAAGCUAACUUAAUAAGACUGGGCCGGAAGCAAAGCUCAGUGGGCUAAAAAGGCUUUUGUUGUGAAAAUAUCAAAGGCAACGCGAGAGACCUAACAUAUUUUCCGGCCAAACGAAAUCGAGCUAGAGGAGAGAGAGAGUGACGGCGAGGAAGAGAGAGAGAGAGAGAUGUGGUUCGGUGGCGGCGGAGGAGGAGGACUGAGAAAGCUCUGUAGAGCAUCAUCGGCUGUUUUUGAGAAUGAGAUUAGCAGCUGUAGCAAUUUGUUUGUGAGAUACAUGUCGAGAGAACGAGCUGUGAACGUCCGGAAGAUAAACCCAAAGGUUCCGAUCCCAGAGGCUAACCUCAUUGCCAAUUCUCUCUACAAUCUCUUUAAGCAACAUGGCCCUCUUUCCGUUCCCAACACUUGGCUCCGUGCUCAGGAAGCUGGGGUUAGUGGAUUGAACAGCAAAACGCAUAUGAAGCUAAUGUUGAAAUGGAUGAGAGGGAGGAAGAUGCUCAAGUUAAUCUGCAACCAAGCUGGUUCCUCCAAAAAGUUUUUCCACACCAUUUUGCCUGAAGAUCCUCUACAUGAUAUACCGAUUGCUGCUACUGAGAACAAAAAACAAGGCUUCAAGAGAAGAAGCAAAUAAGGAUUCCGCGAAGGAGUAGUUUUUGCCUUUGAGAGAGCAAAUCUCUGUAGACAAGUUGUUGGCUUUUUUUGUUGUCUUUAAGGAAGUGGAUGUGUUUGACUAUUUUCAUCUGUUUCUUGUCCUAGAGAAAACAUUAUAGUUGAGAUGGUGUAGAAAGAAAUUCUUGAGAAAGUCAGGACUUGUUUUGAUCUUUGCUCUCUUUUCUUGAAUAAAGAAA
Molecule: messenger RNA, 893 nt
Organism: Eutrema salsugineum
Lineage: Eukaryota; Viridiplantae; Streptophyta; Magnoliopsida; Brassicales; Brassicaceae
Exons: 2
Coding region: 215-676 (153 amino acids)
Source: RefSeq, a predicted model, not a curated record